AUGUCCGAUCUCGCACCUUCGUUCUUGACGGACAAUUCCGUCGCCGCUGCCCUCAAGGAUGCAUACAGUUCGUUUUCAGAGCGAAGGGCGGCCCUCGGCCUGCCCAACCCAGGAACCGUGGAGAACAUCGCCAGAGAGGUGCAGAAGGAUGUCCUAUUGUCCAACUUCAUGUUCACAGGUCUCCGGGCAGAUCUAACCAAGGUCUUCGGCAUGUCUCCUCUGUUCCGUGUCUCGCACGCUUUCUCCAUGGGUUCGUCGGGGAACCUGCCUCCGUAUGCUUUCUCGGCCAUGUAUGGAAGUCCCAAGGUUUUCAUGCAAGGUAACCUCGGAAGUGACGGUGCGCUUGCCGCUGUCGGCAACUACCGUUGGUGCCCCAAGCUUGUCACCAAGACGAACACUCAGAUCAUGGCCGGUGCUAGCCAGGGUCUGAUGCAGAUUGAUAACGACUACACUGGCGAUGAUUUCUCCGCCUCCUUGAAGGCGUUCAACCCGUCCCUCUUGGAUGGAGGCCUUACCGGAAUUUUCGUUGGUAGCUACCUUCAGUCGAUCACUCCCAGCUUGGCCCUUGGUUUCGAGGCUAUCUGGCAGCGUCAGGCUAUGAACGCUCGCCCGGAAUCUGCGGUCUCUUACAGUGCCCGGUACAAGACCAGCGACUGGAUUGCUAGCGCUCAACUCCAGGCCCAGGGAACCUUCACGGCUUCUUACUGGAGGAAACUCUCUGAGCGUGUUGAGGCCGGUGUUGACAUGAACCUUCAGUUUGCUCCCAAUGCUGCAGCGAUCAUGAUGGGUGGACCUAGCAGAGAUGGCACGACUUCCAUCGGUGCUAAGUACGACUUCCGGGCUUCUACCUUCCGUGCUCAGGUCGACAGUGCCGGCAAGGUCAGCUGCCUGCUCGAGAAGCGGAUAGCUAUGCCCAUUGCUUUGACUUUUGCGGGCGAGAUUGAUCAAGCUAAGCAAACGGCUAAGCUUGGUCUUGCCGUGUCCCUCGAGAUCGCUGGCGAAGAACUGAUGGAGCAGCAAGAUAAGAUCGAGGCGCAGGGCAUGAUCCCCCCGCCGUUCUAA
Molecule: messenger RNA, 1062 nt
Organism: Aspergillus melleus
Lineage: Eukaryota; Fungi; Ascomycota; Eurotiomycetes; Eurotiales; Aspergillaceae
Gene: tom40
Product: TOM complex pore protein TOM40
Exons: 3
Coding region: 1-1062 (353 amino acids)
Biological process (GO): protein import into mitochondrial matrix
Cellular component (GO): mitochondrial outer membrane translocase complex; mitochondrial outer membrane
Molecular function (GO): transmembrane protein transporter activity
Source: RefSeq, a predicted model, not a curated record